Molecule: messenger RNA, 1242 nt
Organism: Amorphotheca resinae ATCC 22711
Lineage: Eukaryota; Fungi; Ascomycota; Leotiomycetes; Helotiales; Amorphothecaceae
Exons: 1
Coding region: 1-1242 (413 amino acids)
Biological process (GO): transsulfuration
Cellular component (GO): cytoplasm
Molecular function (GO): pyridoxal phosphate binding; cystathionine gamma-lyase activity
Source: RefSeq, a predicted model, not a curated record
AUGACCUUCACCGACCAUCCAAUUGAGACCCCACCUCGCGCUCCCUCUCCAGUACAGCGCUUUGGAACUCUGGCCGUUCAUGCUGGGUCCCCCCACGAUCCUGUCACCGGGGCAGUAAUCGAGCCCAUCUCCCUCUCCACGACAUUCGCACAGAACGGCGUCGGGAAACCGGUGGGCGCCUAUGAAUACAGUCGUUCCUCGAAUCCCAAUCGAACAAACUUUGAGGCAGCCGUUGCAGCUCUAGAGCACGCAAAAUAUGCCCUAGCCUUUGCAUCCGGAAGCGCAACUACUGCGGUGGUCUUGCAGAGUCUGGCGGCAGGCUCCCACAUUAUUUCGGUAUCUGACGUCUAUGGAGGAACGCAUAGAUACUUUACACAAGUCGCGAAGGCACACGGGGUGAGGGUGACUUUCACGCCGGAGAUCGAAGUGGAUAUUCGGGAGCACAUUACGCCAGAGACAAAGCUGGUGUGGAUCGAAUCGCCUUCCAACCCUACUCUUCGGCUCGUGGAUAUAAGAGCAGUGGCUUCUCAAGCUCAUGAAUAUGGCAUCAUGGUUGUCGUCGACAAUACAUUCCUCAGCCCAUAUGUCCAGAACCCGCUUGAUCAUGGCGCAGAUAUUGUGGUUCAUUCGGUGACGAAAUAUAUCAAUGGCCAUUCGGAUGUGGUGAUGGGUGUUGCUGCUUUCAACUCGGAUGCUAUGAAGGAGAGAUUGGGCUUCUUGCAGAAUGCGAUUGGAGCUAUCCCAUCUGCGUUUGAUAGUUGGCUUGCACAUCGAGGACUGAAAACGCUGCAUUUAAGAGCAAGGGAGGCCACGAUCAACGCUACGCUUAUUGCACACACGCUGGAAGCUUCUCCGCAUGUCAUUGCAGUCAACUACCCGGGGCUGGACUCGCACCCUCAUCGGGCCAUUGCUAAAAAGCAACACCGUGAUGGUAUGGGCGGAGGAAUGCUCUCGUUUAGAAUCAAGGGGGGAUCAGCAGCAGCUGAGCGAUUCUGCCAAGCGACCAAUAUCUUCACAUUAGCAGAAAGUCUCGGAGGAGUAGAAAGUCUAGUUGAAGUUCCUGGUAGCAUGACGCAUGCAGGGAUUCCAAAGGAGCAGAGGGAGGCGGUCGGUGUAUUUGAUGAUCUAGUGCGGAUUAGUUGCGGGGUUGAGGAUGCUGAAGAUUUGAAAGCAGAUGUUUUGCAAGCGUUAGAGAAGGCAGUUGUUUGGCCAAAGAUCUCGAAUAUCUCGAAUGGCCUUUAA